GAAUCAAACCGGAUCAAACCGAGACAUCGAUCGUCACGCACAUUUUCACACUCCAACUGCAUCUCUUUCCAUCGUUUGUAUCUAUCAUCUCUCUCUCGCGCGAUUAUUACCCAGAAUUCGCUGGAAUCAUCAACCUUUCCCCAUCAGUCUCUCAGAUAAAAAAAAAAAUGGAUCCGAUUGCUUCGGCGGUGGAGAAAGUGAAGAGCUUUGCGAAAUCGAGCCAGGACUUAGUCUCCCGCCACUUCGGCUUCCACGACAACCCUUCCCGCCAGAAUCCGAUUGAUAUCUUGAAGCGGUUGCAAAGAGAAGCCUUCUCUGAUCUGAUGAAGCUCAGAGACAGACAAGAGAAAGUUGAGCGGAUACUUUCCUCAUAUAAACUCUCCAAAGGAGGUCCCUUUCAAGAGACUAGCACUCACGUGAAGGGUGAAGUUCACGCCCUUGGGGGAAUGCUGCUGAUGGGAAACACUGACGAGGAGAGUUUCAUUGGACUCGAGAGACAAGGAGUGAGACCUGGAUUGCUUUCAAGGUUCGUGUUCGAAACGAGCCUUAGGGAGACGGAUAAGCUUGUGGCUGAGCUCGUUGCUGGAUUCAAAGGAGAGCACAGUGAUGGUGUUUCAGGGAAACAGCUGUCUUUAGCCAAAGUCUUUUACAAGGCAGAGGUUAAUGAUUGGUUCUCUGCAGUUGCUAUUCCCGUUGGCGCGCGUUUCAGAGACAUUGAUGCUGAUGCUCUUGUGUCUUCUUACGAGGGGAUGAAUUUUACAGAAGUUUCUGAACUUGGACCACCUCUUUUGAACCAACAUAAUGGUAGUGCCAUAGGAUUAACAGUCAGAAAGUCAAACAUGGCAGCUUCGCUGGCCCAGUCCAUCACAAACCUUGAAGUUGAACAGGGUUUAACUGCGAGGAGUCGCUGUCUCAGAACUUUUGGGCAAGUAACCUGCCACAUUCUGAGUGGUGUGAAACUAUCUCUACUGGGCUGUCACCAGAUUUUAUCACCGCCUAACAGCCUCCAUUACCCUGCUGGAGCUGUUACAGUUCCAGUGAGUUUCCUAAGGCGCCGUAUUGAUAUUGAUAUGGAGUCUGAAUCAUCAGCAACGACUCUGGAGAUGAGAAGAGGCGUGGAUCAUGUGUCGUCUAGCUCCAUUGCUUUGAAGGUAGACAGCUCUCUAAUGGACGAGUGUACGAGGAUUGGGGGAUGGAUUGAGAUUCAAAAGUCAAGAGAGAAGGAAGUGAAAUGGUCAGUGUCUAUUACAGACAAACCAGAGGAUGAAGUGGGAUGGGGCAUGAGCGUUGGGGGAGUCUUGGAUGGUUCAAGAAAUCAUGAUCUGUUUCAAGUGGAAUCUUAUCUCAAAUUCAACAUAGGCAAUCGGUUUAGCUUAAGUCCUGGUCUUGUUUAUCUCACAAACAGUAACGGAAGAACGGUAGGUUUCAUGCUUCAGUCUCAUUGGUCCCUGUGAUUCUUUAAUGCUAGUCUUUCCAAGUACAUUCUUGGUUCUAUUUAA
Messenger RNA from Brassica oleracea var. oleracea, 1499 nucleotides. RefSeq lists its product as uncharacterized. The record is from RefSeq and is a predicted model, not a curated record. The transcript has 3 exons. The coding region runs from base 168 to 1454 and encodes 428 amino acids. NCBI's taxonomy places the organism in Eukaryota, Viridiplantae, Streptophyta, Magnoliopsida, Brassicales, Brassicaceae.